GAAAAAAAAUCAAGAAAACACACAAUAUAUACAUACACAGAUGUAAUGUAACACAGUGCUUAAGUAGAUUUAAGGAAAGUUAAAGUGAUAAAAUUUGAGAAUGCAAAAAAGACAGCAAGACACAAGCUUUUGCAAAAGAAGAGAGAGAGAGAGAGAGAGAGAGAGAGAGGAGAGAGAAACCUGCACAUAUGUUGCAGAGGCUCCUUUUUUAGUACACGCAUUCAUUCACAGAGAGAAUACACACACAGACACACACACUUUUUUUCUCUCUCUUCACAGUAUUUUUGUAUUCUCUUCCCCCACAGUCUAAAGACAAAAGGGCUGGUAGAGAAAGAUCAAUAAAGAGGAUUCUCAAAAUACUCAAUACAAAAUAAAACGGGGUUCGAAUUCUGUACAGAGAAAAAAAAAAAAGAUGGCAACUUUGCAACAUGUUUAGAGAGAGGAGAGAGAAAGGGUGAAACUUGAAAGUAACACUGUCUGAAUAUACACAUAUGAUCAUGUCUCUCAUGCUCUGUAACAACUGCUUCUUCUCAUUCUUUCUUCUUACAUUAUUUUUCUUCAAUCCAACCCUUUCAUUCGAGGCCCGAAACCCUGAAGUUGAAGCACUUAGUGCAAUAAGGGAAGGUUUGGAUGAUCCACAUGGUGCUCUAAGCAACUGGGAUGAAGACUCCGUUGACCCUUGUAGCUGGUCAAUGAUCACUUGCAACUCAGAUAAUCUUGUCACUUCUCUAGGAGCUCCAAGUCAGGGUUUAUCAGGUUCAUUGUCUUGGAUGAUUGCAAACCUUACAAACCUCAAACAAGUAUUGCUGCAGAACAAUAAUAUAUCUGGGCACAUUCCAAAAGAAAUAGGAUAUCUUCCAAAUCUGCAGACAUUGGAUUUAUCCAAUAAUAAGUUAUCUGCACACAUCCCUGAUUCUUUAGGGUUGUUGAAUCAUCUCCAAUAUCUGAGGUUAAACAACAAUAGCCUGAGUGGGGCUCUUCCUUUGUCCUUAGCUAUUCUCCCUCACCUUACUUUCUUUUGGAUAUUUGUUUUUCUUGAUUGUAUUUGGUAUUUUCUUGCCUGCAGCAUCCUAGGAAAUCCCCUCAUUUGUGGAAGCCACUCUCCUGAAAAAUGUCCUGGAUCAAUUCUUGCUACUCCUCUCUCUUUCCCCAUUGAUCCAUCUUCAGGCAACAGAACAAACUCCAAGAAACUUGCAAUUGCACUUGGAGUGAGCUUUAGCUUCGUCUCCAUUUUAUUCGUAAUUUUCGCAUUUCUCUUUUGGAAAAGAAACAAGAAGAUAAAGCAGUCCCUUUUGAGUAGUACUGAUGUUCAAGAAGAGGACCUCGACCUCACGAGGCUCGGGAAUCUCCAAAACUUCACAUUUAAAGAGCUGCAACACGCUACCGACAAUUUUAGCCACAAGAACAUACUGGGCACGGGGGGAUUUGGCAAUGUUUACAGGGGUAAAUUGGGAAACGGCAAUGUGGUGGCGGUGAAGCGGCUCAAGGAUUUGACCGGAACUACAGGCGAAUCGCAGUUUCGAACCGAACUAGAGAUGAUCAGCCUAGCCGUUCACCGGAAUUUGCUUCGUAUAAUCGGAUAUUGCGCCACCACAAAUGAAAGACUUCUUGUAUAUCCUUAUAUGUCCAAUGGGAGCGUUGCAUCGAGACUUAGAGGAAAACCGGCUUUAGAUUGGAACACGAGGAAGAGAAUUGCGAUUGGAGCAGCAAGGGGGCUGUUGUAUCUUCACGAGCAAUGCGAUCCGAAGAUAAUACAUCGAGAUGUGAAGGCAGCCAAUGUACUGCUCGAUGACUACUGCGAGGCUGUUGUAGGUGAUUUCGGCCUCGCUAAAUUACUGGACCACGCGGAAUCCCACGUGACGACAGCUGUUCGCGGUACGGUGGGCCACAUCGCACCGGAAUAUCUCUCCACUGGACAGUCGUCCGAGAAAACCGAUGUAUUUGGAUUCGGCAUUCUUCUGCUGGAGCUUAUAACCGGAAUGAGAGCUCUCGAGUUUGGAAAGUCGGUAAACCAAAAAGGAGCUAUGCUUGAAUGGGGUAAGAAAAUACAGCGAGAAAAGAAAAUCGAGCAAAUUGUGGACACGGAACUAGGAGUCACCGAGUGUGACCGGAUCGAUGUUGGAGAAGUGCUGCAAGUGGGUCUGUUUUGCACGCAGUACUCACCGGCCACCCGCCCCAAAAUGUCUGAGGGUGUAAGAAUGCUCGAAGGCGACGGUCUCGCAGAAAAAUGGGCGGCGGCACAUAAUAAUAGUAACUAUAUCCACACGAGUUCGAAUUUAAAUAAUAUCUCGCGCGGUAAUAAUAAUAAAUAUAGAAAGUCACGCUCGCGCGAUGACACGGACCACGAUCACUCGAGCGUGUGUGGUAUGACUAUGACUAUGGAUGAUGACUAUGAUGCUCACAGCACGGAGCUCUCUGUGCUUUUUGAGGAGCUUUUUCGAAUCAAUGCUUUUUUCAGAAGCGUGGUUUUAGAAAAUUGGGCAAAGACACGCUAA
Molecule: messenger RNA, 2495 nt
Organism: Erythranthe guttata (spotted monkey flower)
Lineage: Eukaryota; Viridiplantae; Streptophyta; Magnoliopsida; Lamiales; Phrymaceae
Source: RefSeq, a predicted model, not a curated record